Molecule: messenger RNA, 3177 nt
Organism: Trametes versicolor FP-101664 SS1
Lineage: Eukaryota; Fungi; Basidiomycota; Agaricomycetes; Polyporales; Polyporaceae
Exons: 21
Coding region: 1-3177 (1058 amino acids)
Biological process (GO): phosphatidylinositol dephosphorylation
Cellular component (GO): endoplasmic reticulum
Molecular function (GO): phosphatidylinositol-4-phosphate phosphatase activity
Source: RefSeq, a predicted model, not a curated record
AUGAAACGCCUUUUCUCCAAGACAUUCAAGCUCGCGCCUGAGCCAAAGCCGGCACAACCAGCCGGAGCGACCGCGGCGACUACGGAGCCUCCAGGGCACCACACUGGCUUGCAGCCUAAGGAUGUGCUUCCGCCCGUCCCCCACCCAUGUCCUUACGAGUAUAUCUCGAUCUUGGCAACAACGGAAGGGAUUCUGCUGCGGCCACGUCAUCCCGGACGCGUGGAGGACGCAUCGGAGUCGGAGGUCAGGAUAGAGUGGGGCAAAGGCGGGAAGGUCGAGACCCUCUCCCCUGGUGCCGUCAAAGUCAACUGGGAGGAGAGCGUCGUUGUUUACGGUAUACUUGGACUAUUGGAAGUCUAUUCGGCUUCCUACCUCCUCGUCAUCUCGUCAAGGAAUGAAAUCGGCACUUUUCUUGACCCAAGGCACACCGUAUACAGCGUCAAGGGCGUCACCGCUAUACCUAUGGUAGAGGAGCGGGCGCGCACCAUUCUAGCUGCUCUAACGUCCCGUAACAACGUCGAUCGGAGGGCUUCCCUGCUACCUACGGAAGCGGCUCGCGAAGCACAUGCUAUAGAGGAGACCGCCGCGGAAAUAGACGACGUCGCACCAGACGGUGCCAAGUCUCCGCGAGUCAAGUUCGCUGACGAGGAUCAGGUGAAGGUGGUCUCCCCACUCCCCGACAGGACUUUUGACGACGUAGAGGACUCUGGGCCCCCGUCGCCAUCCUCAACCAUCUCGACUCCGUCGUCGGACUUGUCUACCAACACGGACACCGUGGUCAAGACACUGGCAGACCGGCUGUCGUUCUGGACCAGACUUUCGAAGAGAAACUCGAGGCAGGCUCCGACGAUUGAUCAUACUCUGGUGGAACAGUCAGAUCAGACCCUCGGGGAACCUCUUGAUAUCGAGGCUAUAGCCAAGGAUGACUCCAAGGAGCGCGAAGAAGUGUUGGAGGCCAUUGUAUCCUCCGCCGCCCCCGCACCACAGACCAUGGAGGAGAAGCAUUCCGAGCUUGAAGACAAGAUCGUUCGAGAAUGUAUCAGGGAGUUUACCAGAGGUGGGAUGUACUUUGCGUAUACCUUCGACAUGACACGCUCGCUUCAGCAUAAACACGAGUUGAUCGACAAAGCCAAGACGCAGAAUGCGCUGCGGGAGACGCUCAAUAUCCUGGACGACUCGCAGCGGCUCAGCCCCGUACGCGAAACCGUCGAUGUAUUGGCCGAGCCAUCUGCUGCACUUCCGCUCUGGCGCCGUGUAGACCGUCGGUUCUGGUGGAACGAAUGGCUUUCAAAACCCUUCAUUGACAAUGGGCUUCAUCCAUAUGUCCUGCCCAUCAUGCAAGGCUUUUACCAGAUAUCGUCUUUCCCCAUUGCGCGGGAACCUGUCGCCUUCGAAGAAGGCAACGCCACCACUGUGGAAUACGUCAUCGUUUCUCGCAGAUCGAGGGACCGUGCUGGCUUGAGGUACCAACGCCGUGGAAUCGACGACGAUGCCAAUGUAGCCAACUUCGUCGAGACUGAGACGGUCAUGCGUGUAGAGCGGGAGGGGACUUCAAAUGUUUUCAGCCAUGUUCAGAUCCGAGGAUCGAUUCCUCUAUUCUGGAAUCAGCAAGGAAUGGCCCUGAAGCCCGCCCCACAACUCAACCCGGAGCGCACGCACGACCAAAAUUUGCGUGCAAUUCAGCAGCAUUUGGGCAAGGUCACUGCCGCUUAUGGGCCUCUUACUAUCGUCAACCUCGCCGAGCAACACGGCAAAGAGGGGCAGGUUACGAACGCUUAUGGUGAUUAUGUGAAGGAGCUCGCCCCCAAGGACGUGAAGUAUCACGCAUACGAUUUCCAUGCGGCAACGAAAGGCAUGAAAUACGAGAAUAUCUCGCUACUCAUCGACGAGCUUGAGCGCACAUUCGAAGCCCAGGGAUAUUUCUGGAUUUCGAACAACCACAUCAUGUCCACGCAGAAGGGCGUGUUCCGCGUCAACUGCAUAGACGGCCUGGACCGUACCAACGUCGUUGAGUCGGCGUUUGCACGCCAUGUGCUGAACCGCCAGCUCGGGGCCGUGGCCCUGCUCAAUCAGGACGAACGGCGAACAGAGAUGGACGUGGUGUUCAAUGACGUCUGGGCCAACAACGGCGACGCUAUCAGCCGUGCUUACGCCGGGACGUCAGCCUUGAAGGGUGACUUCACGAGGACGGGGAAGAGAGAUCUCGCCGGCUUGCUAAACGAUGGUGUCAACUCGCUCGCACGGAUGUACAGCUCGACGUUUGCGGACUGGUUCAGCCAGGCCGUUAUCGACUACAUACUUGGCAACCGCACGACCUCCGUCUUUUCAGAGUUCCUAAACAAGCUGCAAUCCACGGACCCGAGGGAGCUGAUCCGCAUCUCGAAGAUUCGCGCAGACGCGAUUGCGACGUGCGUUUCCCGUGUGCUGCCGGAGGGCGAGCGGCUGCUGUCCGGGUGGACCCUGUUUGCUCCGGAAGAGCUUAACGCCAAAAUGGGCGACAAGUUUGAAGAGAAAGUGCUGCUCCUUAGCGCCAAAGCGCUCUAUAUUAUUAGUUAUGAUUAUACCCUGGAGAAAGUCAAGAUGUAUACCCGUGUCCCUCUCGGAGACAUUAUAGGAAUUACCAAAGGCGCUUACAUCCUAUCACCAUUGGAGGAAGCGAGCCGAGACCCCCUACAGAACGCUGGCUUCGUGGUUUCAUGGCACAACUCGCUUGAUCAGGACACGCGCGUCACCAGCUACUCGAUACGGAAUAGCUUGGAUCUGACGACCCCUCCCACUUCCCCGUCGUCGGCAACCUUCUCGAGGCUUUCUAUGACGGCACCACGGAAGAGCACGCUUCCGCUAUCGCGGAUCCUCUCAAACGCCGCCGCUCCGGUGGCCGGACAGGAGACAGCGUUCGCUGCAUUCAAGGCGUUGCCCGUCGACCCUGCACGGGCUCGUCGGGAGAGCGGAAGCUUCAUCCAGACCGCGGAUGAACUCGCUAACGCGAAGAACUGCAAAGAAGCGGUCGAUAUGAUCGUGGACGCGGUCCGCCAGGCAUGCAAGGACAUUGGGAACGACCACCACGAGUUCGUCACGGAGGCUGAUGUUGUCAGCCUGGCGGAGGCCCAGAGGAUGACCAGCGUGUACGCGAAGAUGGAGUACGGUGUGAAGAGGCUGCUGUGGCUGGGCAGCUAG